Messenger RNA from Rangifer tarandus platyrhynchus (Svalbard reindeer), 381 nucleotides. NCBI's taxonomy places the organism in Eukaryota, Metazoa, Chordata, Mammalia, Artiodactyla, Cervidae. The record is from the annotation of a GenBank genome assembly.
AUGUCCAUUGAGAAGCAGUUCCCCUGUAAGUGCCAGCCCCCUGUCCCCUUCCACCCCCAUCCUGGGCUGACCAGCCACAGCCCAGGCCCAUCCCUGUGGCUUGUGGGCAGGGCAGGGGCCAUUUCCCUUUCAGUAACUGAAGGGGCACAGAACAUGUAUCAGAAUAUGGUGUUGGGGGUUCCGGGGCCCCAGAUUUCAAACAAAAACAGUCAGGGGCAAUGCUCCAUGCUGGGAACCACAGAACUGACCGCCCUGCCCAGGGAGGCUUGUUCCCAUCAGCCCUGCCAUUCCCAGCAUGAACCCUGCAACCUGCCCCAGGGCCACACUGACCUGUCCCCAGUGGGCACAUCAACCCUGUUUGCAGCCCAGUGUUCAUGGUGA